AUGAAUCAACAACUACAUAAUGAUCUUGAUCAGCAACAACAAAACUUUCAUAAUGAAAUGUGGAGAAGGAGGUUAGCAGCAGGACACAACAUCAAUGGCAUUAACAACAACAACGGUGGUGGUUUCAUAAACAAUAUAACAAGACGUGUUGGAGACUUGCUACCAUCUAAAGACUCUUCAUUUUCAAUCUUUGCAUUCAUGGUUGCUCUGUUUUGGUUUAUCUUUUAUCUAGCAGACGUUCAAACCAAUAUCAAUGUCUAUCAACACUAUGUCAUUGGUACUUGUUACUUUCAAAGGUUCCAUAAUAUUGAAUGGACACAAAGUGAAGAAUCUUAUACAUUUCAUGGUAUUGUAGAGGUACUUGUAAAUACAAACAAAAAUACAAAAUUAGAAUUAAAUGAAUUAUAUCCAUCUGUAAUAAUCAUGUCAAGUCAACAACAAUCUUUAAUAGAAUCAAAUAAUCAAAAUAAUCAACAAAAUAAUCAACAAAAUAAUAGGAAAUAUUUAUAUUUACCAUUUAGAACCAAUUUAUCAAUUGAACAACCAGUUGAAGAGAUUAGUUAUUUAUCAAAACAUCCACCUGUAGAAGUUGCAAAUGAUGCGGGGCCGUUUAGUCAUCCCCAUAAAUGCUUCUUUCAUCCAUUGAGCAAAGAGGUGGCUAGUGAACGAUCGGUACUUCCUCUUGUCAGUGUUGGAUUGUUGGCCAUAUGUUCAGUGGCAGUGGUGAUACUCAUGUUCUUACCAUCACUUCGAUUAAAGUUUGAUCAACAGGUGCCGUUAAUACUGUUUUUCUAUGCUAUUGUGCAAUUGGCCACUCUCAACAUUGGUGGUUCUAUCGAUUACACAAUCAAAGAUCUAUUGGGUGCAGUCAUCACUCGAGUGGUUGUCAUCAUUGUAGGUGACGUCCUUUACGAAUAUCUAAGUUUUAAUACUUCAUCAAGAUUCCAUUAUUAA
Cavenderia fasciculata is the source of this 954-nucleotide messenger RNA. RefSeq lists its product as uncharacterized. The record is from RefSeq and is a predicted model, not a curated record. The coding region runs from base 1 to 954 and encodes 317 amino acids. The transcript has 3 exons. NCBI's taxonomy places the organism in Eukaryota, Evosea, Eumycetozoa, Acytosteliales, Cavenderiaceae.